UAAAGUGACGCUAAUAUGUGGUUAUUUUUAUAAAGUGACCUUUGAGUGUUUUACCGCUCACCCGCCGAGUGAUGCUCCCGUGUGUAAAAGAGACAGAGAAGAUGGACGACAUAGACGACAUGUUCAGCCAUCUGCUCGGAGAGAUGGAUCAUCUUACUCAGAGGCACACGUUCACCAGCACCUUCAGCAGAGCUGCUGUUCCAGCCGCGUCCCCUGUGCACCACUCCCCCACACUCCCUCUCUUCCCUGCAGACCCUGCCCCAAUCCUGCACCCUGCCACACUGGCGUCACUAAAUGAUCAUGAAAAGGCCCCGAGCAUCAUUGUAAUCAUCACAACCUUUCCCCUGGGAACCUUCAGAAGUCUUACAGCUGACGCAGCAGACGCGGGCGCUGCCGCAGAGCAGAGACCCUUAUCCUUCGGCUUCAAAGACCUGAAAGAGUCUCUGAAUGAACUGGAGGACCAUGACCUGGAUGCUCUGGUGGCUGACCUGGGUGCCACGUCCACGUUGCAAGAAUCUUCCUCUUCUGAGGAAAUCUGCAGCCUGGCCGAUGAUCCGACCGCAGCAGCCGCCGUGACCCAGGAGCCUCCCAUGGCAGUCGCUCGUCCUACACCUGCUGCACAAUCACCCGGCCGGAUGAAAACGAAGGAACCCAAAACAAAGGCAGACAAGAUCAAACUGGCUUUGGAGAAGCUGAAAGACGCUAAAGUGAAGAAGCUGAUAGUAAAGGUACUGAUGGGUGACGGCAGCUCCAAGGUUCUGAUGGUGGAUGAGAAGCAGACGGUCCGACACGUCUUGGACAAGCUGUUUGAGAAGACGCACUGCGACCGGAGCGUCAGCUGGAGCCUGUGUGAGAGGAGUCCAGAGCUCCAGACCGAACGAGGCCUGGAGGAUCAGGAGUAUCUGGUGGAAGCUCUGUCUGGCUGGACCCGCCACAGCCAAAACAAGCUCUGUUUUAUCUCCACACCUCAAAAGUAUGUGAUGUUCACGAACCCUCAACUGUUUUACAUGUGGAAGAGGACGAGGGAAAGCUCGGCACAGAUGAGCAGCCAGAACCAAGCGCUGCUGGUCAAGGAGCAUUUCGGAGGCGGAACUGUGAUUGUCCCUGACCUGGAGGGUUUCCUGCACCUGAAAGAGGACGGGAGGAAGGUGUGGAAGCCUCGCUACUUCAUGCUGAGGGCCUCGGGCAUCUAUUACGUUCCCAAGGGGAAGACAAAGUCUUCCGCGGAUCUGACGUGCCUCGUCCGCUUCGAGAGGGUCAACAUCUACACCAGCAGCAACUACAAGCAGAAAUACCGAGCUCCCACCAGCUUCUGCUUCCUGCUGAAGCAUCCCUGCAUCCAGAGAGAGUCUCCUCACGUCAGGUUCCUGUGCUGCCAUGACGAACACUCGCUGCUGCUCUGGGUCAACAGCAUCAGGAUAGCCAAGUACGGCCCUUCCCUCUACGACAGCUACCAGGCCGCCCUGCAGAGAGCAGACGCCCUGCAGGAUCUCCAGCCCUCUGCACAGACAGCCCUCGUGCCGAGCCAGGUCCAGGUUCUACAGGCCCAGGUCCAGGUCCAGGUCCAGGUCCAGGUCCAGGUCCACGUCCACGUCCAGGUCCAGCUCCAGCUCCACCCGGAUGCAGAAACAUGGAGCAGCAUCCGUGUGAGGAUCCCCCCGACUUCAUCCCCCCACCGCCCCCCAGGCAGGUCUGAGUCCCCCCUCAACCCUCAACCCCCAACCCUAAACCCCCCGGACAGGUCUGAGUCCCCCCUCAACCCUCAACCCCCAACCCUAAACCCCCCGGACAGGGACGCUGGCUACGUCUCCUCCGAACAGGUCUGA
Messenger RNA from Cololabis saira (Pacific saury), 1826 nucleotides. RefSeq names its product amyloid beta A4 precursor protein-binding family B member 1-interacting protein-like. The transcript has 16 exons. The coding region runs from base 72 to 1826 and encodes 584 amino acids. Lineage: Eukaryota; Metazoa; Chordata; Actinopteri; Beloniformes; Belonidae. Gene Ontology annotation, cellular component: plasma membrane; cytosol. The record is from RefSeq and is a predicted model, not a curated record. Gene Ontology annotation, biological process: signal transduction.